AUGAAUAAAGACUUAGUCAAAGAAAAUGAAGAACUAAAAAAACAGAUCGCAGAACUUUCUAAAUUUAAACACGAAAGAAAAGGCGGAAGCAAAAAAAAAACCUUAGAUCAAAUUUCUACUCCGGCUCAUAUUUCGGAAUUUAUGCGAGAUUUAGUUCAGGAGGGUCAAAAAGUCCAUUCAGAAACCGAUAUUGAUGAAGAAGCUUUAGAAUUAUGUAAAAUAAACCUCCCUCAUGCUAUCCUUUUUCACCACAAUUCCUUAGAAUGCAAUACCCCUUGCCAAAUUCAAGAACAUAUUUUUUACGAGGGAACUAAAUUAGAGAAAGUUGAAGAUUACCAAGAAAAGAUUUUUGUGAUGAACCCACCUUUUUCAUUAGUGGGAAAGAUGAAUGUUUUAGAUAAUUACCGAAUAGAGACGAUUAUUGAUUUACCUAGUUGCACUUUUUCACCACAUGUAGAAGUUGGCACUAUUAUUCUCCAACUAUCAAUUAAUGAACCCUCAGAAUAUUUUUACAAAUUCAACAUUAAAAAUGAUGGCUAUACUCAAAAUAAACGCAGAGAGAAAAAUGAUGUUUUUAGCACUGAUUAUAGCCUAGUUCCCGAAACUCUUGCUUUACUGACUAAUUAUCAAGCCGAAUUAAAACACCGAAUGGUUUUAUUAACUAUCCGCAAAGAGAAAGGCAAAGAAAGAGUAAUUGAAAUGGAAGUUUUACUGAUUAGAAGAGUAUUAAAAGAAAGAAGACAAUAUGAUAAAUAUUGUUCGGACUUAAAAAUUCCCGGCAGGUCAAAUGGAAACUGUCAACAUCCCGAGGGCGAUUACAGCACCUGCGGAAAAUAUGAAAACAGUUUGCUACUAACUCCGGCUGGAGGUAAUCAAAUUGCCGUUCCGACCGGCUAUUCCCCUCGGAAAAAAGCCCAAGAACAAAGUUUAAAACUAGCCCAAUUCUAUACUCCGGAAUGUUUAGUAGAAUUAUGUUUAGAACUCUUAAAACCUACCGGAGAAUUAUUUGACCCAUGCUGUGGUUUAGGCUCUUUUUUACUGAAAGCUAAAACCAAGGAUGAAAACUUAAAAAUUAGCGGGAAUGAUAUUGCUACUGAUUUAGUAGAAUUGCCUUUUGAAUUCACUAAUUCUGAUUAUUUAACCAGUGAAGAUAAAGAAUAUGAUUAUAUCAUUGCCAAUAUUCCUUUUAACUCUAAAAAAACCCAUUGCCAGCUACAAUUAAUCAAGCAUACUUACGAAUUACGCUAUUCUUUACAUGCUUUAAUUGCGGAUGCUUAUCAAAAGUUAAUGCUAAUAGAAGAAUUGGAUGAUAGUGGAGAAAUUAGAGUUGAUUAUAUGGCAUUAGAAAAUUUACAACUACCACAAACACUCUUUUUCUCCCUCGGUGAUUUGUUUUUUCAAAAAUACCAAGAUAGCCAAAUUAUCAUUAAAGACCAUUUUAAAUUAGUUCGGGGCAAAACUCCUCCCACUAAAAACCCAGAAUAUUAUGAAAAUGGGACAAUUAAAGAAUUUUAA
Funneliformis geosporum is the source of this 1515-nucleotide messenger RNA. The record is from the annotation of a GenBank genome assembly. Lineage: Eukaryota; Fungi; Glomeromycota; Glomeromycetes; Glomerales; Glomeraceae.